Molecule: messenger RNA, 2778 nt
Organism: Talaromyces amestolkiae
Lineage: Eukaryota; Fungi; Ascomycota; Eurotiomycetes; Eurotiales; Trichocomaceae
Exons: 7
Coding region: 1-2778 (925 amino acids)
Biological process (GO): carbohydrate metabolic process
Molecular function (GO): carbohydrate binding; hydrolase activity, hydrolyzing O-glycosyl compounds
Source: RefSeq, a predicted model, not a curated record
AUGCCUCCUAUCUCGGCUUACUUCGCCCAUCUGGUCGAUUCACUCGACAAAUGGGCGUCGUAUACGCGAGAUGUCAUUGACCAGACAUCUUUCAAGACACUGGCCGGCGUAGCAGGAAUUAUCUCGUCAACAGCGACAUCAACGUCUCCGACCUCAGCAAUAGCCGAUCUUUCCCGAUGUUCUGGCUAUGAGCUGAAACACGUCGCACAGACGACAUCGUCGAUAACCGCAAGUUUGCAACUGGCCGUUGAGUAUCAAAAUAACGGCCGCCUUCACGUCAAAAUCUACGAUGCCGCAGAAGACGUGUACCAAAUACCGCCGGAAGUACUUUCCUUUCCGCAAGGAAGCAACGACACGGCGGAUCCGCUACUGAAGUUCUCAUACACCGAAUCACCCUUUUCAUUCACAGUACAACGCAGCGACACUAAUGAGACAUUAUUCGAUACAUCCGCUAACCCGCUAAUCUUUGAACCGCAAUUCGUCCAUUUGCGCACCUGGAUGCCAACAGAUCCGUAUAUCUAUGGACUAGGCGAAGACGUAGAUUCGUUCCGUCGUCAGACGAAUAAUUACAAGCGGACCAUCUACAACGUGGGAGAUGCAUUUUUACCCAAAAAUGCCAACUUGUACAGCAGUCAUCCGAUAUACCUCGAAAUGAGGGAUGGGCAAGCACAUGGCGUCUACAUUGCGAGCAGUAACGGAAUGGACAUUUUUAUCAGCAAAACCGACAAGGGUCAGCAGUACCUAGAGUAUAAUUUGAUCGGCGGAGUUUUGGAUUUUUACUUUUUUGCUGGGCCUAGUCCGUUUGAUGUUGGACGACAAUAUGCAGAGGUUGUUGGUGCGCCCGCGGAACAAGCAUACUGGACGUAUGGAUUCCACCAGUGUAAAUACGGAUAUCAAGAUGUCAUGAUGGUCGCUGAAAUGGUGUACAACUACUCCGAGGCAAAUAUUCCUGUUGAGACCGUAUGGUCCGACAUUGACUACAUGAACCUACGCCGCACUUGGACGCUGGAUCCCGAGCGGUUUCCAAUCCACAAAGUGCGCGAGCUUGUUGAUUAUUUACAUGAAAAUGACCAACACUAUGUAGUCAUGGUGGAUCCACCUAUAUCAGUCGACGACCCAGCCACUUAUGACAAACUCCUGGAGAGUGAGGCUUAUUUCAGAAAUAACGAUGGCUCGGUGUUUCUUGCGGGCAUGUGGUCUGGUGCCACGGCGUUCGUGGAUUGGUUCCAUCCAAACGCACAGGACUAUUGGAGCAGUCUGAUCUUGUCAUUCUUUGAUGAAAAGACAGGUGUCGACGUGGAUGCGAUCUGGAUCGAUAUGAAUGAGCCCGCAAACUUCUGCCCAUAUCCAUGCGAAGACGCAAUAUCCUGGUCCAAAGCCGCAGGAGUACCCCCCUCACCACCACCAUUGCGCGACUCGUGGCGCGAAUUACCCGGAUUUCCGGAUGAUCUGCAACCACCCAGCGCAAAAAGCAUAAGCAAACGAUCAGCUAGCGGAGAACGGAUCGGAUUGCCCGGGCGAGAUCUGCUGAAUCCUCCUUACCCACUCGGUACGGUCGAUGGCAUCAUUUACGGCGGCACGAUAUUCACUGAUAGGUAUCAAUACGGCGGGUACGCAUUCUACGACACCAAGAACCUCUUUGCAUCGAGCAUGAUGCAAGCCACGCGAAACGCCAUGCUAGAGCGCCGACCUAACAAACGCCCACUCAUCAUUUCGCGAUCCUCAUUUGCAGGAGACGGCAAGCGAUCAGGCCACUGGACCGGCGACAAUAUCUCCUCCUGGGACCACUACCGCAUCUCCAUCCGGCAAAAUAUGGAAUUCGCCGCCAUAUUCCAAAUGCCCACCAUCGGCGCUGACGUGUGUGGCUUCAACUUCGAGACCUGGGAGACACUUUGUACGCGCUGGGCCGUGCUCGGGGCAUGGUACCCCUUCUAUCGGAACCAUGCCGACAUCACCGCGCCAUUUCAAGAAUUCUAUCGCUGGCCUCAAGUCGCCGAUGCAGCGCGCGAUGCGAUAAGGACUCGGUAUCAAUUGCUGGAUUAUUUCUACACGGAAUUUCAUUACCAGACUGUCGAUGGGACGCCGAGUACUAUCCUACCUGUGUUUUACCUCUUCCCGCAUGACCCCGUGACGUUGGAUAUUGAAUUGCAGUUCUUUUACGGCCCGGCUUUGCUGAUCUCGCCAGUCACAGACGAUGAAUCGACCAGCGUCACGUUCUACCUGCCGAAGGGGAUAUGGUACGAUUUCUGGACGGGGGAAAAACUCACCAUCGGCUCAUCAUCUUCCUCAACCACGAGUCCAACCGAGAAGAAAGAAGAAGGAGAAUGGAUAAGCCAGCAUAACGUCCCGUUCUCGUCAAUACCAGUCCACAUCCGUGGAGGCAGCAUUAUCCCUUUGCGCACAAACGGCGCAAAUACGACUACUCAACUACGCAAGCUCGAUUUUGAGUUGAUUGUUGCACCUGACGAGGACGGCAAAGCGGUGGGAAGGUUGUGGCUUGAUGAUGGAGAGAGUGUUGAUACGGGCAGUGAUACAAGUGAGAUUGUGUUUGACUAUGAUGGCAAGACGAAGAAGUUGAGGGUUGGAGGACGAUUUGGGUAUGAGGCAGGUGUGAAAAUCAGCAAGGUGACUGUGCUGGGUGAGAGUGGUAGUAGUGCUAUUCCUGGGGGACAGGGGCAAGGGCAGAGUCCCCUCGGAUCUGCAAAGGGAGGAGGGUAUGGUAAGAAGGUGAGUGUGGACAGGGGAUUGGAUGAGGGUUUUAGUGUUUCUAUCGGUUAG